Molecule: messenger RNA, 788 nt
Organism: Sipha flava (yellow sugarcane aphid)
Lineage: Eukaryota; Metazoa; Arthropoda; Insecta; Hemiptera; Aphididae
Product: cell wall protein DAN4-like
Exons: 2
Coding region: 194-775 (193 amino acids)
Source: RefSeq, a predicted model, not a curated record
CUAAACUAUCUUUUAGUUUUGUAACAUCAUUCAUUUAUACUUCCAAUACUUGAAAGCCAGUUUUUUAAAUUUUCGCUUUAUCGAUACAUCUAUAUUAUAAUACACUAUUAAAUUAUCGUGGUAAAACAUGUUUAACGUAUUAUUUUUGAAUCAAUUGAAAUAGCUAAUCCUUGGUCCAUUCAGAGCAUGGUCAAUGUUCAAAAAUAGCCCUCGAGUUAUUAGCUUAGUGAAAAUUUUUGUUGAAUUGUGUGCUGAAACACUUAUUUACAUCAUCAUUGCUGGAGUAAUUGUUAUACUCGAGGCAAUAAAUUUAUACGAAGAAUAUUUUAUGAAAAACGACAUAGUCCAGCAACAGAAAAGACCCACAAAGAAGCCUGUCAAAAAGAAACACCAGUCAAGAGUUAAGGUUCCAGCAAAGAAGACGCGUUCUAAUUCUACUACGCGUUCUAACUUUCCUACGUCUACUAGACCUUCCAAGUCUACUACGCCUACUAGAUCUUCCAAGUCUACUACGACUACUAGACCUUCCAGGUCUAUUACGCCUACUAGACCUUCCAGGACUACUACGACUACUCGGUCUACUACACCUACUAGACCUUCCAGGUCUACUACGCCUACUAGACCUUCCAAGUCUACUACACCUACUCAGUCUACUACAUCAACUGGAUAUACUAUUCAACCAAAUUGUCAUAACAAAGAUAAGAAACCUGGCGCAUCAGUAUUGAAAACUCCAAAUAGUAAUUAUACUGUUUUAUUAUAUUCUUAUUCUGAUUGAAAAUUAUAUAAUG